AUGCCUUACACUCCUCCCUCCCAGCGAUCUCCAGCUGUCUCUACCUCACAUUCGCCCACUCUUAGUCGUCGUUCCUCAAUCCAAGGGCACCAGCACUCCCACCAGUACUCCCACUCUCAUUCCCACCCUGCACAUUCCGAUCACUCACUACUGUCCCUGCCGUCGAGACCUGACCUCCCGCGCUCAACCUCAUACCUGAAUCGCCAUCGACGGACCCCCUCUGUCAAGACUACAGCAUUUGCCCCAAAUCCUAUCGAGCCCAGUCCACCCGGAUCUGCGGACAACGAGAAGGAUGUCGAAAACGGUCUGACUGCGUCUGCCAGUCUUAGGCAAUCACCCCCACCUGUGACAGACGACUCCCAAAUACCUACUAAUGUCGUCAUCUCACCACCCGACUCAACCCUAAACUCAAGCGACGAUGAAGACUCAAAGGAUCGUGGGCGGGAAUUGGUUAAUGAGGCGGAACUGCGAGCUGUCAUCAGAACCAUCGAACAACAUCGUGACGGCUCACCCAUUCGGACAGCGGAAGAGAUUAGCAAGGCCAAUCAACACCUGACUUUGAUCGUGCCUUCUACUAAACUCGAGGACGGACCAACCACUUCCCAUGUUGAGAAGGCUUUAACCGAAGCAGUACGAAAGAUCUCCCACAAUAGAUCCCACACCGACUCGGCUAUCUUCAUUGAUUUGCAGCCUAGUCAAGCCCCAGAAACACCCUUGACCGGUUCGGAUGAAGAGUCUAUAAGUGAUGGAGACGAUCCAGAUCGGUCGCGUCGGAAACCGCCAAUGCUCCGGAAGAAAUCAGGUGAACUUGUCAGACCAGCUCUUCGACCUUCAUCUGCAAGACGGCGGCCUUCUAGUAUGCCUGGUACCCCAACCUUCGGCAAGGCGGUCCACUUCGACUCGCACCUCGAACAUGUCCGACACUUCCUUCAGGUGGAUAGACCGUUAGCGGUCAGCGCCGGCUCGUCGCCUGUCGAAGUGUAUGACAGCGACACCGAGUUCCCCUUUGGCGAAGAAGGUACAACAGGAAAAACCCCGCCAUUCGAAUGGGAAAUUGUCGUUUCUAACUUUCCCUCUGAGACACCUCAACGCCUAUCACUUCCCGUUAGGGUCGAGAGAGUGUUCUUGUCAGCUGACAACAAAACACUGAUUGGUAGCGUUGCCGUGGCCAAUCUCGCCUUCAACAAGCACGUUGUGGCUAGGUUCACGCUGGAUUACUGGAAGACUACUUCAGAAGUUGUCGCCGAGUUUAACAAUGAUGUCCGGCAACCCAAGUUUGCAGAUGGAUAUGACCGGUUCAACUUCAACAUCAAACUUGCCGACCAAGCAAAUCUUGAGGCCAAGACCAUGUUCUUCUGUGUCAAGUACUCAGUGAACGGUCAAGAAUACUGGGACAACAAUAACUCUACCAACUUCCAAGUUGACUUCAGGAAGAAGGCAAAGCUACAGAAUGGAAAGAAGGGCACACAAGGAGCUGGAACCAGACCUGCUCACUCCCUGCCAAGGAGCCAUAAGAAGUCUCAAGCAAGCGGACGAACCAAGUCAAUGAACGCCGCUUUUGACGACUUUGCCGAUGGCCACUUUGAUUCCAAAUACAAGCUUGACGAUCGCACGCAACCUGUCAAUGAUUUCAUGGGAGAAACCGGCACUCCAUUGAGAUUGAAGGGUGUGCAGUCUUCCAUCAGUCUUGGAUCAGAUAAUCUUACUCGGCGCGCACCUCAACCUAACGGGCAAGCUUUCGGGAACCGUUACGACUUUGGUGCCUCGUUGUCGGCAGCUAUCUCAGCUGCGAAUAACGUAAUGGGUGAUCGAAGUGGGAUUACCAUGAAGUCGGCCCCAAAGAAGCAACCUGCCAAAUUCAUCACUGGUCCUGAAGAUCCUAUCUCACCCCGCACAUCCGUGACCAGUGAGCAGUCUAGCGAGCAGUCCUCUACCAAACCCCCUGUGAACAAGGCCAUCGCAUCUGACCAGCCUUCUUCCAGUGGUACGGACUCUCCUCGGCCCACUGGGACUGAGAAACCCCAUCUUGCUUCUCAAUCCUACAACGAGCUGCUAGACAAGUAUUGCUUCUUUGGGUCUGUCAAGAGUUCACCGCAGCUCAAAGAAGGGACUUUACGAUCUGGCCAAUACGACGGCGGCAAUGACGAUGGUUAUGUCCUUGGGUCUGCCGAGUCUACUGCAGAUAGUUCGCCUUUAAUAAUGGAAAAAACUUCACCUCCACGAACCCAGACAGCGAGUGUACGUGCUUCUCGGUCUACCUCGCCAGCCCCAAUGACGGGCUUCGUAACGGGUACGUCUUCGAUGUACCACAACAUGGACAAUGGUUUCUCGUUUCGCGACACUCAUACAGCAACAGCUAUUCGAGGUUAA
Lachnellula hyalina is the source of this 2370-nucleotide messenger RNA. RefSeq names its product Protein phosphatase regulatory subunit 3C (gene Ppp1r3c). The transcript is spliced from 2 exons. NCBI's taxonomy places the organism in Eukaryota, Fungi, Ascomycota, Leotiomycetes, Helotiales, Lachnaceae. The record is from RefSeq and is a predicted model, not a curated record. Gene Ontology annotation, molecular function: glycogen binding; protein phosphatase 1 binding. Bases 1 to 2370 code for a protein of 789 amino acids. Gene Ontology annotation, biological process: regulation of glycogen biosynthetic process. Gene Ontology annotation, cellular component: protein phosphatase type 1 complex.